Messenger RNA from Pyricularia pennisetigena, 1554 nucleotides. RefSeq lists its product as uncharacterized. The record is from RefSeq and is a predicted model, not a curated record. Lineage: Eukaryota; Fungi; Ascomycota; Sordariomycetes; Magnaporthales; Pyriculariaceae. The transcript is spliced from 9 exons. Gene Ontology annotation, molecular function: transmembrane transporter activity. The coding region runs from base 1 to 1554 and encodes 517 amino acids. Gene Ontology annotation, cellular component: membrane. Gene Ontology annotation, biological process: transmembrane transport.
AUGGGUCUUUUCGACAAGUUUGCGUUUGCAAAGCGCCACGAACGGACACCGGAAGAGCGCGCCUAUGUGCGGAAGCUCGAUAUCUGUCUAAUGACCUUUGGGUGCAUAUCGCAGAUCAUGAAAUACCUGGACCAGACAAAUAUCAAUAAUGCCUACGUCUCGGGGAUGAAGGAGGAUCUCCAGCUCUAUGGCGACGAGCUGAAUUACUUCACCACAUUCUUCCUCCUGGGCAAUCUCAUUAUGGUUGUUCCCUCCCAGAUCGCCCUGACGCACAUCCCACCCAACUGGUGGCUUCCGGGCCUCGAGAUAACCUGGGGCGUCCUGACGGGUCUGUUCGCCGUGACCAAGAACGCGCGCGAGAUCUAUGCGCUGCGCUUCUUUCUCGGAAUGUGUGAGAGCAGCGCGUGGCCGGGCAUGAUGACUAUGAUGAUCUAUUGGUAUACGCCAAGUGAGAUCGCGAAACGUAUGGGCAUCUACCAGUGUUCCCAGGCGGUUGGCUCCAUGAUGUCAGGUGCCCUCGCAAUAUCUGUUGUCAAGACGAUGGACGGAAAAGCUGGCCUGGCGGCUUGGAGGUGGUUAUUUAUCGUGGAGUGUCUUAUGACUGUCGUCGUGGGCUUCUUUGGAUUCUUCAUGGUCCCCGGCCUGCCGCACAAGCCCAACCCCUGGGCCUUUUGGUUCAAGGAGAACGACGCAAAGCUGGCCAUGAAGCGCCUCCACCGACACGGCAAGCAGGAGCCCGUAAGAAUCACGCUCAAGACGAUCAAGCGGUCGCUGGCCUCGCCCCUCUUCUACGCCAUCGUGCCGCUGUCCAUGGCCGCCAACAUGGCCAACUAUGGCAUGUACUACUUUGGCGUUUUUCUCAAGUCACUCAAGAACGCCGAUGGCACCCCGAGGUGGGACGUGACCGAGGUGAACGGCAUCCCUAUCGGCGGUAGUGGAGUCUCUAUCGUUGCUCUGUUGAUUUUGACCAACCUCUCGGACCUUUUUCAGUCGCGCUGGACAAUCUUUAUGGUUCAGGCCGUCGUCGGACUCUUCGCCACCAUAUACAUGACGGUGUGGACAGCCCACCCGGACACGACGCCUAUUGGUGGUGCCUAUGCUAGUUAUUUCAUGCUGUACACGACCAUUGGUGUCACCCUGAUUGUCACUGCUUGGUUGUCAGAUCUGGGUAUAUGCACUCUUACCGACAGUCUCCCGCACGACCCCGACUCGGUCACCUUUAUCAUUGGCGCCACCGUGGCACUCAACUUUGCCAUCCUGUCUUGGGCGCAGGCGUUGAUGUGGCCCGCAUCUAAAGCUCCUUACUACGUGCACGGCUGGGGAUCCUCGAUCGGCAUCUGGCUGUUCACCAUGCUCAUGGUCGCCACCGUCCUGUACAUCGACCGCAGAUACCUCAGGGCGAAGCGACAGGCGUUCCGUGAGAUGCUCAAUAACACAAACGUCGAGGAGAGCAACAGUGUCGAUACUCCGAGCCGUCAGGGCGAAGAAGAGCCCCAACUGGCGGACAAGGACACCGCUAUGUCCAAGCCAGUAGAGACCAAGCAGACUGUUUGA